Erpetoichthys calabaricus (reedfish) is the source of this 1942-nucleotide messenger RNA. Its product is annotated as butyrophilin subfamily 1 member A1-like. The record is from RefSeq and is a predicted model, not a curated record. The coding region runs from base 242 to 1765 and encodes 507 amino acids. Gene Ontology annotation, molecular function: protein binding. NCBI's taxonomy places the organism in Eukaryota, Metazoa, Chordata, Cladistia, Polypteriformes, Polypteridae. The transcript is spliced from 11 exons.
GCGGAAUCAUUUACAAUAACGAAAGUGAAAGAAAAAAGAAGCUGGGGUGAGCCGGGCUGGCGCAGGGAGUGUCGCGCCUUUUGUUUCUGACAACACUGGGAUCCUUGAACUGGAAUAAUUAAAAAUACUCACGUAGAGGCGGCGAUUCGAAUGGACCGAGGCCAGCGUUCAAUCUGAUGUAGGAUUUCCAUGUGGAGAGGAGCGACCGUUGCGAAAAGGUCAGUAUGUCCCGAUCGAAUAAAUGCAGCCCUUUUACCAUCGUACAUUACGUAAACAGAUGGAGCUCAGAGUGACACUUGAAGCCCUUUUUCUGAUGGCUGUCUUUCAUUUCCCAGGAUGUCAACAGGAAGACACAUUUGAAAUUAUUGUCCCUAAUAAUCCUGUUGUUGGCGUUGCUGGGAAAUCUCUCAUCCUCCCGUGCCGCAUCUCUCCGACUUUAAGUGCAGUGGACAUGGAGAUCACUUGGUCAAGAAACUCAGAGCUUAUAUACGGCUAUUCAAGUGGAGCGGAGAAGUUCGAUGAUCAGUAUUGGAAGGGCAGGGUGGGACUGUUCACGGAUGAGCUACAAAAUGGCAACGUAUCUCUGAGGUUACAAGAUGUGCGAGUCUCUGAUCUGGGCUCAUACACCUGCAAUGUCCUGACAUCGACUUAUUUCAGAGAUGGAACGUUUGCAUUAGAUAUUGUAGGAUUUGGAGAGGAGCCUCGUCUUUUUCUGGACAGCCCCCCAGGAAAUGAAAUUAAAUUGAAAUGUGAAUCACAGGGCUGGUUUCCUAAGCCAGUUUUAAGAUGGGGAACACUAAUGGGCCAGGACUUAACAACACGUGCUGACACUACGGAGAAUGAGGACAAACUCUCCCUGGUUGGAGUGAGCAGCACACUUUGGGUGACUGAGAGGGACAGACAUGGAGUCAUCUGUGUAAUUCAGCACAGUGAAACAAAGUCAAGCAUUCAAGCACAGAUUGAAAUUGACGAUGAUUUUUUUAGUCUCGUCUCACCUGGAUGGAAGACGUUCUCAAUAAUUUUAAUCCUUUUUGGAGUGGGAAUACUGCUGUCUAUUCCUGCUGCAAUUUUUUUGUUCAAGAAGUCUACAGUAAAAACAGAAUCUGAGAAGCAACGUCUUGAAUCAGAGAAUGAUGAACUACGGAAAGAAAUAAAGUCUACUGGCUACAUCUUCAAAUCAGAAUGGGAGAUAAUUCGUAAAGCAACUGCUCAUGUGACUCUGGACCCUGAAACUGCACACCCCAUCCUUGUUGUGUCUGCAGAUGGUCGUCAUGUACAAAAUCAACAUAAAGAUCAGAAUGUCCCUGACACUCCACUCAGGUUUGACACCUGGUACUUUGUCCUGGGGAGGGAGAGUUUCACCUCAGGACAGCACUACUGGGAGGUGGAUGUGAAGGAGAGGGCUGACUGGUGGUUGGGUGUCGUCAGUGAGUCUGCACAGAGAAAAGGACGAGUGAGUCUGAAACCACAGUCAGGAUACUGGAUUGUGAGGCUGAAUAGUGGUGAGCUGACUGCACUGACUGACCCUGAGACCCCACUGCGAUUGAGAGCGAUACCCCAGAAGGUGGGCAUGUACCUGGAUUGUGAUGAGGGGCGCCUCUCAUUUUACAGUGUGGAGGACCGCUGGCACAUCUACACCUUCAAUGUAAGCGUCACUGGGAAACUGUACCCGCUGUUUGAACCUGGAAUUGAUGAAGAAGAUCUUGAGAUCCUGCAACCUGGAGAUGAAACAAAUCACUCUGUCCAGCAGAAGGAAGUUGUCUAAUUGUGCUUGAGAUUAUUCUCUAAAUUGAACUGCUUCAAAUUGUACACGUACAAUUAUUGUAGAUUAGUCAUUUUUUUCAGCAUUUUCCAUGAAAAUAACAAAAAUGUUAAGGUGUUUUGAAAUGUUAACAGUGAUAUUUCUGGUACUGACACUAUUGAAUAAACACUAUGAACUUUU